Chlamydomonas reinhardtii is the source of this 3125-nucleotide messenger RNA. RefSeq lists its product as uncharacterized. Bases 88 to 2730 code for a protein of 880 amino acids. Gene Ontology annotation, molecular function: U1 snRNA binding; U2 snRNA binding. The transcript is spliced from 10 exons. Gene Ontology annotation, biological process: spliceosomal snRNP assembly. NCBI's taxonomy places the organism in Eukaryota, Viridiplantae, Chlorophyta, Chlorophyceae, Chlamydomonadales, Chlamydomonadaceae. The record is from RefSeq and is a predicted model, not a curated record. Gene Ontology annotation, cellular component: Cajal body.
GCGAUAUCGCUGCUAAAACGUUGACACCCAGUGGUUGACGCCGCGGGCGAGACGAAAUGCGGCCGUCGAUAGGAAGUUAGCGGAAACAUGCAACGCAUAAGGCUUGAAAUUGCUGAGGAGGUGCUGCCAGCCGGAGUCGCUAAGGAGGGAGUGCACCGGACCUGGUUUUGGCCCAGCCCGGCUGCAACAUGCGUGGCCGCCUUUGCGCAGGAGGUAUUCACGCGCUUCCAGCUGCGCUGCCCUGGUGGGGCAGCGGGCCUGCAGCUACUGCUGUCGGGUUUCGUGCUGCCACGGGACGCCCCGAUCGGGAUCCUGCGUGAUGGUGAUCUGCUGGUGGUGCAGCGGUUGGCGGCAGGGGCGGGCGCUCUGGCAAAUGGCACGAUAAAGGCGGCCAGGGCGGUGGUGCCACAACUCGCGCCUGAGGCCGGCGUCCCUGGGCCGAGUGGCGGCGCUGCAGCAGGCGUGGGGCCCGGGGCUGGCGCGGCUGCCGCCGGCGUCGGCGUCAGCGCGGUCUCAGGCAAGAAGCGCAAAUCAGCUGCAGCCGGAGCGGCGGAGGGCGGGGCGGCUGGACCAGUGGGAGCUGCCACACCGCAGCCAGCUGUGCAGCGCGGUGCCACUGUGGAGAACGGGGUGGCACAGCAGGCCGCGGGGGCAGUUGCAGCCGUGGGGGCGUCCCCGGAUGCACCCAUGACCGAUGCCGUGGCCACGGGGGAGGCCGACAAGGGCAAGGGCGCCAGCCGCAGUGCGCGGAGAAAGGCAGCCAAGCGACGGCUGAAGCGCACUGGCGUCCUGCCCUACGGCGACUCUGCGGCACGGGCCGGCGCCAAGGCGGCACCUGGGAGCCUGCAGCCGGGAGGGGGUGCAGCUGGCGCGCCGCCUGUCAAGAGGCAGCGGCAGGAGGCCCAGCCGCUGCAGCAACAGCAGCAACAAGCGGCGAAGGGGAAGGUGGCGGCGCAGCCACCCGCGGCGAACGCCACGGCAGGCCUGCUGGCCGCAGCUAUGGCGGCAUCGCCGAUGGACCCCAACGGUGUCCUUCAGCACCCGCACCAGCACCUGCACCAACACCAGCAGCUGCAGGUGCGCGCCGCUCGCGAUGACGCCGGGGCGGGACCGAGCACGGCGGGCGCCGGCCUGCUGUCUGCGGCGGCACCGGCGGCUGCGGAGCUGCGUCCAGCGCAGAAUGGAAAAGCGGCGUCAAAGGGCAAAAGCGGCGAAUACUCGGACAACAGCUCGGACAGCAGUGGGGAGACCAGCAGCGACGGCAACGAAAACAGUAGCAGCAGCAGCAGUGAGGAGAAGGAAAGCGACACCAGCAGCUCGGAAGAGGCGAGCAGCAGUAGCGAGAGCGAGGGCAGCAGCGAGGCGAGUAGUGAGGACAGCAGUGAGGAGAGCAGCGAGGAGAGCAGCGCCGAAGACGAAGAGGUCGCCUUUAAAGAGGCAGCCGGUCAAGCCAAGGCAGCAGCUGCCAAGCCCACGCCCGCUGCGAAACCGGCGCGGCCGCCAGCUCCCGCAAAGCGGCAGGGGGCCAGUGGAAGCGCCGGCGCCACGCCAGCGGCACCCAAGGCCGCACCAUCACAACCACCACCACCAACACGAUACCCGCCGCCACCGCCGCCCCCAGCUGCUGCUGUGGCUAUUGCGGUCAACUAUGAGGCGCUGCCUGCCGCGGUCGGGCCGGUGCCGGUGGGCUGCGUGCUGGCCUACAAGCUGCUAGAGAUCGGCGCUGACAUGUGCCCCAGGGUGUCGUCGUGGCGCAUGGGCAAGGUGACGGCAUGGGACGAUGCUGAGGCGGCGGUGACACUGCAGCCGCACCCCGACGCGCGCGUGCACCCGCUCAAGGCCGAGCUGGACGCGCUGCGGGCGAGGCUGGCAGCGGAGGCGGCGGAGGAGCUGGAGGAGGAGCGGGGCAGCGGCAAAGCGCCGUCAGGCCAAGACAUGGCGCUGGACUGGGGCUCACUGCCGUUCCCUACCGAGUACCAGGAGGACGGCACGCUGGCGAUGCCGCUUGCCGGCUUUGCGGACGUGCGGGCGGUGUCACUGUUGGGCGGCGCACAGGCCGCGGCAGCUGGCGUGCAGCGAACCGCAGCUGCAAGCGGAUCAACGGACACCACCAACAAGGCCCCGCCCUCGCGCUCGGCGGGCAUCCCGCCGUCGCCUGCCAACCUGGGGCCCCCGCGCCCGCCGCGGGCUGCCCAGCAAGCAGCCCCGGGCGGGGUGCCCAGAGGCGCUACCGGAGGCGCAGCUGGAGGCGUGGCUGCAACCGCCCGCCCCCCACCUGCCAUCAGUCGCACCGCUACUCCUGGUGGGCGCGCCACGCCUCAGGGACCGCCGCCCGGAGCAGUGGUGGCGGCCGUGGGCGGCUGGGCGGACCUCGCGGAGCAGCUACGCCGGCGGCGACAAGAGCUCGCUUCGCCUGGUGGAGACGAUCCCUCGCCAGGCGUGUCGCCGGCAGGGCGUGCAGAUGCUGGGGGGCCGCCGCCGCUGCCAGAGGUCUCAGUCCCCGCUUUCACGCCCAAGGGCCGCCUUCCGCCCCAGCGGCAGGGUGCCGCGGCCGUAGGGCCGCCUGGAGGCUCAGCUGGCCCCAGCUCAGCCUCACCGGCUCAGGCGGCUGGGGAUGGAUCCCGGCCCUCCGGCGUUCAGACUCGGGGCGCUGUCCGGCCACGUGGCGGUGUCCGGCGGAUUGCGCUCGGCCCUAUGCUGAACCACCUGCGCGAAAGCGGCGAGCUUUGAGUGUGCUGGACGUUUUGUAUGACUGCCCGCGUUAGUCUGUAGGGCUUGGUAACGGGAAGCCUUUCAAUGGCUGUGGUGGUGCAGGGAGUGCAAGUGUGCACCAGAGCGAGGUGCGGAUGAUGGCAUCAGUAGUUCGGCCCUAGAGCAAGCAAUUAGCAGGACUGCACGGGCACACACACGGGUGUGCGCAUCCCGCCCGUGUCGACGGGCUGUUGGACUGGCUUGCGGCGUUUACCACAUUUCAGGCAGCAAAGCUCGGACCGUAACCGCUGUGCGGGCGACCGUGCCGGUUGCAGGGUACACAUCCGGCUCAGGGCUAACGGGGCUGUGGCGCUUCGCCUUCUACCAUGUCUGGCAAAUGGGCAGGGUUGCUCGGUUUGUAACUACCGUACUGC